Rotaria socialis is the source of this 612-nucleotide messenger RNA. Lineage: Eukaryota; Metazoa; Rotifera; Eurotatoria; Philodinida; Philodinidae. The record is from the annotation of a GenBank genome assembly.
AUGAAAGGCAUAUUGAUCGCCGUACUUUUAUGUGUUUCGUUAAAAUCGAUGGCUCUUGGAUUUGUAUGUCCAGCUGAUGGUUUGUUUUUGAAUUCAGAAGAUAAGCAUUCAUACUAUCAAUGUGCAUCUGGAACUGCAUUUUUGAUGCCUUGCCCAUCAGGAUUAGUUUGGGACCAGAGCAGUCAUGUAUGUGAAUGGCCGUCAGUUCAAGCAUCUAAACGUUUCCUGAUUGUCGUUGGUGGAAACACAACAACUGGCAAAUGUCUCGAUAUUGCUGGCGGUGAUGCUGUCCUCCACGCCCAAAUUCAAUUAUUCCGGUGUCACGGAAGAGAAAAUCAACAAUUUGAAUUAAAUCACGAUGGUUCAAUUCGUAUCAUGGGCAAAUGUUUGGAUAUCCCUGAUUCGAGAGCCGUUGAUCAUCAAUCUAUACAACUAUUUCACUGUCGUUCUGCCCAGGAAAAUCAAGUUUUCACAAUUGACGGAGCAAAUCGUAUCCAUGUUAUGGGCAAAUGUUUAGAUGUACCCAAUGGUCAAAUAGUCAACAACAAUCCAUUACAAUUAUUCCGAUGUCACGAUCAAGCAAGUCAACGUUUCACCUUGUUACCUCUUUGA